This is a messenger RNA of Schistosoma haematobium, 7861 nucleotides long. RefSeq lists its product as uncharacterized. NCBI's taxonomy places the organism in Eukaryota, Metazoa, Platyhelminthes, Trematoda, Strigeidida, Schistosomatidae. Bases 5519 to 7204 code for a protein of 561 amino acids. The transcript is spliced from 9 exons. The record is from RefSeq and is a predicted model, not a curated record.
UGAAAAUAGUAUAUUUCUUACAGAUCAUUUGUAUACACAUUAUUCUCACGACCACGUUGUUGAUUCAUUUUAUGAGGCCGGUAGAUUGUGGUUAUACUGUGUUGAUUUUUGUAUUAGGCAUUAUCAGCAUACUUGGCGUUUUGACUUAAAAUUAAGUCAUAAAGAUCCAGUUUACGACGUGACCGUUUAGAGCUGGAUAGUAUGGUCCAGUUACUCAGUGCGCAGGUAUUUGUUCGUGGACUACACUUUAGGUAAUAUUUCAAUGGAGGGCUACUUUAGCACCCCAACUGAAUUAUUCUGACAUCUAACUCAAUGUUUUAAAAUCUACUGCUUAAAUAAGUGUUCUACGUUGUGGAUAAAUUAAUAAAAGCUUCGUUAAAGGUAUCUAGUUUGUUCAAACGUUUCUUUUAAUGGAGUUGUCUCAAUAUUCUGAACACUUUUUUCAAUUAAAAACGUAGUGGCCCUGUUGAUCCGACUCCGUUUUGUAUGAAUGAGUGUGCCGUGAACAAUAAUCUCCCGUUUAAUUCCGUAUACUAUACCUGGGCUAACCCUGCUUGUGUGGCGGCGGUAAUAUGGAUUAAGUUGGAUUGGUUUAUUUCAUGCAAUCGUUUACUCAGACAUUAUAAUGGGAAGCAGAAAAAUCAAAGGGAAGAGAAGUCAAGCGCGCUAACUCAUAUUGAUAAAACGUGACUAGUUAUAGUCAAACAAAAAUAAGCUAAAGACGUGGUAAAUGGGAGUAAGAGAGACACACUCCUAAUUAGAAACAGUCCAGUUUAUGAGCAAGUAGUUGACGAAGUCAAGAUGUGACUCAGGAAGAAUAAAUUAACUGGUCUAUCUGGAAAAUAAAACAACCCAUUCAAGCGUAAAAUAAAACUAAAAACUACAAACUACAAGUUUUGUUCGUUAUAAAUCAAGAUUAUCUUAAGUCUCAUAUGUUUAUGAGUUACUCAAUAAGUGUGUACUGAUUUCUGUUCAUCUACCUAAUUAAGCUCAUAUGCUCUGCUAUGCUGCCUAUUAAGUUAUUCAAAAAAAUGUUUUUUAAACUGAAAUUUUGUUUCCAUUUAGGUCUAACUGUUUAAAUAUGGAUACGUCAAUGGAAGAUUUGUUUUCUGAUUUUGAUAAAUCUACUGUUUUAGUUGAGACAGGUAAAUGGAUUACAGUGAGCAUGCCAGCGAGUCAUUGUUAGGUUUAAACUGUUCUGAUUUUUAAAAGAUGUUUUUUACUCGUUUCAAUAACAUAAAUUGAUGAAGCAAAAUGUGGACACUGGUUUUAGGACGUUUCAUACCAUAAAAGUGUUUACCUAGCCAAAUACAUGCGUAGCUUUUUGGCCAAUAGUAAUGACGUGAAUUUUUAACUCAUUACAUAUUUUAUGUGAUCAAAUAUAGUAUCAAACUAUCCAAAGAUCACUAUUCAUAAUCAAUCUCUCUUUAGAUGCUAUAUACCCCUUCGUGUAUAUUGGGACAACCAGUGGUCGCGACCAUUCAGAUGGGAUUACAUCCAGUUCCCAGAUUUUAGCUAAAAUAUUACUCGACAUGGUUGCUAAGACUGGACCGCCAUAUUUAAUGACCUCUGGAGCCAAUCCGUCUGGACCAGUUGCUCUUCCUCGUUUCAGAUUAGCUAUAGCUUUUUGAACUUCAAUUAGAGUCCGGGGGUCUACUUCAAUAAUCCAUUCAGGCUAUUUGGGAAUGGUGGGUGUUUGUAGAGUAGCUGGAGGCCAGUUGAAUUGCUCCUUAAAGUUUUCCACCCAUCGUCCUAAAAGUUCGGGCUGAGAGCAGAUAAGAGUGUCAUCUUUUCCCGAGAUCGCCUCAAUUACACUUGACUUUUUAAUUCCAGUUUCUUUUUAAUUACCCUCCGGAAAAUUCCCAUUAUAUUAAAAACAAUUGUCUUUUUAAUUAGUCUGAAAAACUGUCUGGUGUUACCUACAGCCGCUGCCUUUCUAUUUCUUUUACUUUUGUUACCCACCACUACUCACGAUCGUUCCAUAGAUCUGAUGUACAUAUAAAUAAACAUACAGUACCAAACUUGAACUGUAAACCCACUUAAUGAAGGUUAAGUGUUGAAAUCUUGAUGCAGCUUUGUUUGUCAAUAGCUUUUAAAUAUUUUUAUAACAUGCGAAUAUAUUUUAAAACUCUACAAAAAUAGUAUUUGCAAUUUGUACACAGUAAUCAAUACGAAUCGUCACAUGCCUGAUUGUUCAGUCACAACAUCCACCUCUUAAAAAACAUUUUUAAAUUGUAGUACAAGAUUUUCGGUUUUUUUUCAGUUAUUAUUAUUUCUUAGUCUAACUAACUGUCUAAUUUUAUUAACUAUCCCUGUACGGGACAAAAUGUACGUUAGUUGUUGGACGCCCAGUUAGUACUGUAUUUUUUCAUACAAAACUCAUGGUACCACCAGUGCGGAUGAGACUUCCAGGAUGUGGACAGUCCACUCGAUCAUAUCACUCCCUAUAGCCAUUUCUUUAGUUACACAAUAUCUUUUAUUUAUUGACUGUUAACUAGUUAAAUCAUUCACUAGAUAGUUGAGUAUGAGCCACACUUUAAGUUCAGAGACUACUGUUACCAUUCGAUUUCCCGAACCGAAUCCCUUUACCGCUAACCCACUUCUCUACUUUUUUAUUGAUUCGUUUACGGUAAUUUGUUUUUUAGUGAGCUACUACAUCAAGAAUUCUUUUAACGUUAUAAAUAAGCAAACAAGUAAGCGAAUAAUCCUCCUAACCUUGCCGUUUUUCAUGGUUUUUUAUGGAAUGAUACAAUAAUGUUCUUAGUAUUAAUUCUUAGCAGAUACAAAGAAAAAUAAUACAGAAAAGCAUGACUUAAUGGUACUUGCUACUGAGACAAUAGGCAAUGAAACUAUACGUAUUGAAGGUGUUCACCAAGCUUCUACUCAAAGUCUAUGCUUAACCAUUGAAUUACAUGAAAACUCUUUGUUGUCUAGUUGCAUUAAUUUGGAAAUUCCAUACCAGUAUCCCUCAUCGAGCACAAAUUUGUCAGAGACGAAGAAUAUACCAGUUCAUAUCUGUACUCUUUGUGAUAAAAAUCACUUUAUGAAUAUAAUUACUUAUCCACAACAUCAAACUUCGACAGUAUUUGCUGAUUUAUCCUUCACAUCGUCAUCAUCCUCAUCAAUAUUCACCUGUUCUAAACGUUUUAUUAAUAUUCUUUGUGAUAUUAAAAAUGAAGAUAUUAGAUGCGAUCCUCAUCUGGUUCGAUUAUGUAGCCUUCCAAAUGGACUAGUCUAUGCUAUUUGGUAUACAACUAUGAAUAAAAAACUUCAUUGUUCAGUUGCAUUUCCAUUGUCAUGUUGUAAGCCAAUCGUGACUUGGGCUUUUAUUCGUAAUCCUGCAGCUAAUUCUACACUGUCUCGUAUAAUUGACAAUACAUUAGCAGAUAAUCGUUGUACUCAAAUCGAAAACAAUACUGUGAAUGAUCUGCUUAUUGGUUUAACAAAAGAUGGUGAAGGUGUAGGUGUUUGGUUCGAUUCAUCAGAUGUUUGUAACAAAAAAGUUUUAAACAUCACUGAAUUCAGUUUACCCCAAUCACCUGAUCCAAUUACAAAAUGUCGUGCACAAGGUUCAUGGCUCCAUGUGAUCACUCAAAGUGGACAUUUAACAUCAGUACAUUUCAGUUUACAAUUAAGACAAUGUAAUGACAAUAAUAAUAGUGAAUCAACGAAAUGGGAUUUGUUAUGUCAACCAACUAAUUUUCCUCGAUUACCUAUUCAUUUAUCACCUGUGAAUAAUAUUGAGCAAUGGAUAAAAUCGUGCCCAAGAUGGCGUAAUCUUAAUGUUUGCGACUUUACUCGUUUGGCUGGUUGGUCGAUAAAUUUUUAUUUGAUUUUUGAUUUUUUGUUUCAAGUUGUUUAAUAUGUACUUUCUAGAUUUCUUCAGUGUUCUUUGUUUUCUGUGUGUGUUUGUGUGUGUAAACACAUAUAGGUCGUCCAAAUUAAAAAAACACACAACUUAUUUUGUUCAUAAUUCAGUCAAUCAUAUGCAAUGUACAACCUUUCACAUAUGUGCAUCAGUUCAAGUUGCCACACAACAUUAUCUCAGUAUGAUGAAUUAAUCAAGCAAAAUCGCAUAGUGGUAGAAGUAGUAACAGUAUCAGUAGUAGUAAAACGAUUAGUUAUAAAAGAGGGAAAAAGUACAGGAACGUGUUGAGACUUAGGAUCUGACGUAGUACAAAGUGAAUUUAUCCACACCAUUUCAAAUAAUUCUAAUCGAUGUCACUCAAUUCUCCCAGUCACUGGUUGUAAUUAUAGUUAGGAUUACAAUCAGGUAAUCCUCAUCUAUAUACAUAGUCCAGCUCAGUUUUCAAUGACUUCAUGGACCGAUGCUACAUUUUCUUUUGAUCGCCCCUAACUUUAUUUCAACCUAUUCCUACACCAGAUAACAUCUCUCAUCGAAAGAGGUGGUGUUUGGCCAUACGUUAUACAUGUUCUAACCACCUCGGUGGAUGAAUAUUCACUGCCUUAUGAAUCGGUUUGCCAUCUUUACGUCCUAACGUCAGCCUUGCUCACUCGGUGGUCUCAACAUACGUGUGCAAUGCUUCGAAGGCAUCUAUGAUUAAAUGCUAACAACCUACGUAUAUCCCCUGUUCUAAUGGGCAAUGCUUUACACUCACAAAACAGAAGAGAGCAAACUGCCUUACACUGUACUCGUUUUUAGUUGGCAGAUGAACGUCUCUCCCAUACUACAAGUAACGUAAGUUGGUAAGAGCCAGUACAUUUCACAAGGUAAUAUUUUCCAGUGUAGGCUCUUUUUCAUCGUUUCUCUAUAGCUCCAAGAUUUUCAAACUUUAUACUUUUUGUUAUAUAUGCUCAGAUUAUUCGUUUUUGAUCGUAAAUUGAUUCGAAGCACCUCCCACAUGUGAUUGAACUAUGAAGUGAGUGGUACUGAGGACAGGUGUAGGGUACUAGGUAGAGACAAUGAAUCUGUAUGAUCUUCACAAAGGCGGUAUUUGGGCAUGUCCAGUAUAUUCACUAACCAUCAUCUACACCAUUACGGAAUGCUAACUGAUUUUGUAGUAGAUUGGAACAAAACUAUGAGCAACCAAGAUAUCAUCUCACUCCAUACAUUCAGUGACUGAAGGUCUAGAAAACCUAGACUGUAAUAGAUAGGUUAAAUAUGGAGAUCAACGCCGUAUUGCAUAACUUCAAAUUGCUACUGGUCGUAGUUGCUAUAUGAAUAUUUUCGUCCAGUCUGCCUGUCGUGUCAAUCAAACCAGUUUGUAUUGUAGGUGGCAUUCGUCACGGGUGAUGUCAUUCAGAGUACCACUAAGAAUCAAGGAGCACUAAACGACUGUUUCACCCUAGAAUGAAACUUUUCAGCAGUGCAUACUGCGAUGCACCCGAGGAUUGGAUCCACAACCUUCAAGUCUCAUGCCCAGCCCUUAACCACCAGACCACCGGAUUGAGGGACCCAACGAUGCAAAUUUCCAGCUCCAAUCAAUUCACUAUAUAAAGCGACUAUUAUCUAUUCAUAGUCUUUGGCAACGACUGUUCCGCUCCAGAUCAGUCCUUCAUGAAACCAUCUACGAUGGCAAAUGGUCAUUUGGGUAGUGUUGAUUCACAAGGUUGCAAGACACGUCUAGUUGAUCUAUUAUCAUCUAAAUCUGAAAUUGAUGCUCCUGUUAAUUAUACAGAACAACAAUUGAAUCAAACAUUCAUGAAAUUAAUCAAGACAAAAUAUCAAGUGAAAAGUUAUUUAGCAUGUCUACUUCUACUAAACCGUUUGAGUAAUUUUAAAGUGAAUACAGACAAAAAUAAUUGGUCUCAGUUCCCUUUAGAUUGUAAAAUCUAUUUGACAACAUGUCGUGCAGAUCAUGAGUCAGGAAACCAAUCACCUUUGGAAUUGAUUGUUGAUAUCACAGUCCAGAAUACAAAAGCUGAUGACAAUCUAGGAGAGAAUAUUAAUGAAUUAUUAUUUCAUUCCGAUUUAAACAAAAUUAGUCUAAAUAAUCUGGCGCAAAUUAUAUUAUUCAAAUCGUACAUGAAUAAUGCAAAGAAUUAUAUCAUAUCUGAUUAUCUUGAGAAAUAUUUAUACAUUGUUAUCAAAAUGGAAGCUGUUAGAACAGACUGUGAAUCGUCAUCAUCAUCAUCGAAUAUGAAGGAUUUAAUCACAGAUACCGAUAAGAACGUGGUCAACAAUCAUCAUUCACUUGUUUACACGUAUAGAGAAUUGUGGUUUUCAUCACCGAUAAAUAUCAAUAGUGAUAAUUCCAAAUUACGACGUUGUAUCAUUCCAUCAACAAAUUGGUCACAAAUAUUUCAUAUAACUGAAUUGAAUAAUUCUUCACUUUUUCAACAUAAUCUAUUGCCUACUACUACUAAUACUAACAGAAUAUUCUCAAUUGACGGUAGUACACUUCAAGUGAAUAUUCAAUUAGAAUUUCAACCACCAAUAAUACCACAAUAUUUAGAUUGUUUCAAUCAAAAAUCAUUUGAAACUAUAAAAAAAUGUAAUCAUUCACCAAUUUUAGUAAACAUUGGUCAUUGUUGUCUUGAUUGUAUACAUUUUCUAUAUCAAAUAAAAAUGAAUUCAUUAUUGAAUAAUGUUGUAAAUGAUAAUCCAAUGAAGUUAAUUCAUACAAUGCAUAUUAAUAUUAAUGAUUCAGUAUUUCAAUCCAUCAUAUCAGAUAUUUUCAAAAAUUCCAUAUCAUGUUCAAGUAAUCAUCAUGAAAAUUUCCUUAAAUUAAUGGUAAAAAAUAAUAAUAGCAAUAAUGGUCAAUUAUUUUAUUGUUGUUUAACAAAUCAAUCUGUCAAAUGUGAAUGGUCUUUAAAUUUAGAUCCAUUUAAUUUUAAACAAGAGAACAAGAAAGAAGGGGAGAUAAAUAAUAUAGAAAACAACAAUUACAGUUCCAAUACCUGGUGUUUUACAAUAUCAUCUGUUUGUUUACAAACAUUAUGGUUUAUGUAUAGAGCUAUUGAGUUGCGUCAAAAAAUAUCAUUACAGAAGAAUAAUUCGAUAGAAACUUCCAAACGUCCUACUGUUGAACAACUUAGAUUAGAAUGUUCUAUCUUAAAGAAAUUACUAACUUCCCUACGCGAUAUUCGAGAAAGAAUUGGUAAUAAAGAUAAUAAUAACAUCAACGAUAACUACUUAACAGAGAAUUUAUUAUCGGAACCAAAGUGUAUGCUGAAUUUUCUUUUAGACUCUUAUUGUGUCAUUCGAAAAACAGCAAUGUCAUCAUGUUUAUUUUACCAAUGAUGAUGACGAUGUAUAUUAUGUUGUAUAUAUUUAUCUAAUCAAAAUAAAUAUCUAUCAUCUGUACACGUCUUUUCAGAAUGGUAUCGUUUGAUUUGUAUUUAUGACCAGUGAAUGAUUAUGUGAAUUAUGAAACAGAAUGAGAAAGGUUACUUCUAUAGUAACCAUUAUUAGAACUGUAUGUGUGGAGUUGGAUAUUCCUCGGACGCCUAAACCGAAGCUAGUGGUUUUUUGGGAGGUUAUGCACUGGACGUUCAAUCUAGAGGUCUAGUCCACAAGUCAGAGCAUCAAAGACAGGAUGCCGCCCUGUGGUAGCGGAUAACGGAAAUAGGUUCGUACCCCUUUGGUUCUUUGAGGAUCACGGAGCCCAUGUGCACCAUUCGUUUGAAGCCAGGGCUUUCUAGCUCUCCCUCUAGAUCGACCCUUCGUAUCCAUCAACUUGGUUUGUUUGCUAACUCUCACCUUUUGUUUUCUUACUUCCUUAAAGAACAUUCGAAUGCAUGAAGUCAAUAGGUAAAACUUCCCUGUCAGAAAUUAUAAAUGCAUGGGCGUCGGAGAGCAUUUGUAAAAGGGUAGUGAGUUCUCUCUGCUCUCUACCAUACGAAUAGAUUUAGGGAUCAUUCAUUAGUCUAGCCUGUUUACGGAGUAUAUAUAUUUGGC